AUUCUCGGUUCCCCUUUUCCUGCUGAAAUUUUGAUAUAUGGAUCAGAUAGAAUCAGAUUGUGACUUUGUCUCCGCUUGAAGUGGUCGAAGUGGACUCCGGGAGAUUCCAUUACCAAACCCUAACCCUAAAAUUCGAUCAUCCUCCAGUUUGAUUAUCCUUUCCAGUCGCUACAAUGACGCAGUUCAAGCCGAUCAUAGCGUCGCACAUCGACGACAUUUCGUCGCCCGGAAAAUUCAAGCCCGACAAGUCCUCGCCGUGGAUUCCCCGUGUCCGGCUCUACUCCUCGUUUCCGAAGCUCACGCUCUGGUCAUUUCUCUUCAUCGCGCUUAUCGUUGCGUGCUUCCUCGUGUCGUCGCUGUCGUCGUCGACGUCAACGGUGGAGUCCAAUCGCAGGAACCUUCAGAACGCUUCCUGGGGCGGGGAGGCUUGGGAGCGGCGCGUUCGGUCGUCGGCUCGAGUUCGCUCCCGGAGCGGCGCCUGCGUUCUGGUGACCGGCGCGGCGGGGUUCGUGGGAAGCCAUGUGUCCAUUGCCCUGAAGCGGCGCGGCGACGGAGUUCUCGGCCUGGACAAUUUCAAUGGUUACUACGACAUUGGCCUUAAACAGGCCCGCCGAGCCAGGCUGGAACGUGCCGGCGUCUUCGUCGUAGAGGGCGACAUCAACAAUGCCGAUUUGCUGCGCAAGCUCUUUGAUGUGGCGCCUUUCACGCAUGUAAUGCACCUGGCGGCUCAGGCUGGAGUGAGGUACGCGAUGGAGAACCCGAGUUCGUACAUUCACAGCAACAUUGCCGGCUUCGUGAACCUUCUUGAAGUAUGCAAAUCAGUAAAUCCGCAACCCGCGGUCAUCUGGGCGUCGUCGAGUUCGGUUUAUGGACUCAAUUCCAAGGUACCGUUUUCGGAAAAAGACCGUACGGACCGUCCUGCUAGUCUCUAUGCCGCGACCAAGAAGGCAGACGAAGCUAUUGCGCAUACAUAUAAUCAUAUAUAUGGUCUUUCAAUUACUGGUUUGCGGUUUUUCACUGUGUAUGGACCUUGGGGUAGGCCUGAUAUGGCGUAUUUCUUCUUCACAAGAGAUAUUCUGAAGAGGAAGCCAAUUACGAUAUUCGAAGGUCCUGAUCAUGCUACCGUGGCAAGAGAUUUCACCUACAUUGACGACAUAGUGAAAGGUUGUCUGGCUGCGUUGGAUACUGCAAAGAAAAGCACGGGCAGUGGUGGGAAGAAAAAGGGUGCGGCACAAUUGCGGGUUUUCAACUUGGGGAACACUUCGCCAGUGCCUGUUAGCAAGCUCGUCAGUAUUCUGGAAAAGCUUUUGAAGGUGAAGGCUAGAAAAAGAGUAUUAUCUAUGCCAACGAAUGGGGAUGUGCAAUUCACGCAUGCUAAUAUAAGCUUGGCUCACAAGGAGCUCGAUUAUAAACCGACCACUGACUUGGAGACAGGAUUGAAGAAGUUUGUCAAGUGGUAUCUCAGUUACUAUCAUCCUAAGAAGAAAAAUGCCCAAUGAAUCUCGAAUACAGUUGCAGAUGAAUGGAGAUGGUUAGCCAAGAUACGUGCAUUCCUCGAUGAAAACUCGAUUAUGGUUGGUCCUUUUUAAUUGCUUGUCAAAGCGUCAGUUUGUGAGAAAAUAGGUGCAUUUCAAUUCAUGGCUUCCUCUUGUGCUGGAGUUAUCUUCUUCUUUUGAGUACUGUUUGUGCAAGAAUCUUAUGGAGAUUGGAGACUGAAUGAUAAUGCUGCAAGUACCCAGAGAACAGAAGGAUGAAGUUGAAAUUAGUGAUGCAGUUUGGAUGCGCUGGAUAACACCUUAGCACAGGCGAUUUUCUGAAUGCUUGAUGGGAUAUGUUUUUACUUCAAUAUUUAAGAUAUGAUUAGUGAAAUUAAUUAUGCUAAACCUAUAAUCUCUUAGAAUUCAUGAAUACCGCUUGUAAUCUUAGCAAGGACAAUAAUAUAUGGUCCUAUUUCAUAUAUAGAAAAUUGAUAUU
This is a messenger RNA of Diospyros lotus (date-plum), 1974 nucleotides long. RefSeq names its product UDP-glucuronate 4-epimerase 3. The record is from RefSeq and is a predicted model, not a curated record. Bases 174 to 1499 code for a protein of 441 amino acids. The transcript has 2 exons. NCBI's taxonomy places the organism in Eukaryota, Viridiplantae, Streptophyta, Magnoliopsida, Ericales, Ebenaceae.